Halichondria panicea is the source of this 2399-nucleotide messenger RNA. Its product is annotated as stimulated by retinoic acid gene 6 protein-like. Gene Ontology annotation, molecular function: retinol transmembrane transporter activity; signaling receptor activity. NCBI's taxonomy places the organism in Eukaryota, Metazoa, Porifera, Demospongiae, Suberitida, Halichondriidae. Bases 108 to 2243 code for a protein of 711 amino acids. The transcript has 18 exons. Gene Ontology annotation, biological process: vitamin A import into cell. The record is from RefSeq and is a predicted model, not a curated record. Gene Ontology annotation, cellular component: plasma membrane.
CUCAACUUUUAAUUUGUUUAUACUGCACUGUAUAUAGGGAAGACAAGGUAGGAAGAAGCCAAGACGUACAUGUAAUUAUCUCUUGGGCACAAAAGCAACUCUCUGGGAUGGAUGCGGCAGGCAAUUCUUCUAUAAACGGGUCAUUAUGCUCUCAGGCCUUCCUCGACUCGUUCAGUUAUUCCACACUAGGAGCACUCCUCGGUUUUGCCUUUGCCAUACUCAUCUUCAUGACCUGUUUAGAGGGAAAGUGGAUAAAAUGCAAGUCUGUUAGACUAUGGCUACCAAGCAUAGCGGCGCCAGUGAGCUUUCUGGUUCGCCCAAGACAUCGGUUCAUUUACAUCCUAUUAUUUGGGCUGAUGUCCACACAAGCUCUGUUUGUGUUAUCCACUCUAAACAUACCAAACAUAUCCAACACUUACGCUAACCUCUUCUACCUAAUACUGUUGGUGCCAGCAGGGAUUGUUUUGAUUCUUUCUCUCCUUUAUUAUCCCCUCUUUGCGUGUGUGGAGACGCAGGUGCCAUUGGUGGGUCACAUCAUUGGAUUCCUCUACUCAAGCGCGUGGUUCACUCAAUAUGUGAUAGGUGACAUCAUUCGUGACUACUACCCAACCCUAUGCUCGGCUGAAUCAACUGUUGUGGUGGACGUUAGACUGAUUGUGGUAACGAUACUGACGUACCUACCGAUUGUACUCAUCAGUUUCUACAUCAUUCUGUGGUAUCUGGGUCAGUGUAUCAAGGACUGCAUUUAUUGCGCCCCAUCCAUGAGAAAUCAUGAAAUACACGAGGACAAGGAUAUAGAAGUCACUACUGGUUUGUCCAAGCACCAAAUCGAGCAUGUCAGAGAUCUCCUAAAGAAACGUCCUCAAGUGUUGCCUCCCUCCACCAAGUUCCAGUUUGUACUAUUGAAGAUCAAAGAAGAGCUCUUCCCCUACAAUAAGGAUUUUCGCUUCCCCCUGGCAUUCUCUGGGGCUCUGAUGGCAAUGAUUCUCCUUCUGUAUCAGCUGAGUUUCCUGAUUGCUUCGUUUGGUUUCAUCUUUGUGACGGAUGUAUCAGUAGACUACAUUGCUCAUGUCCAGCCUCUACUCCAGUCAGCCCAGGCUGCCGCUAACAGCACCUUCGUCAGGGAAACACUUAGAAUCACUCUGGACGUUCUCAAUGCUGGCUUCAUUGGAGUACCUGUGAUUGUUGUGCUUGCACCGUUUGUGUCUCUGAUUGUGUGUGGGUGUCUCCUGUUCCACAUGGUGGCUUCUGUGAGCAAGCAAAUCAGACGUUUUGCACGAGAAGGAUUUCAGAAAGAACUACCCUCUCCAUUUUCCAGAGUGCCAUCGUCUUGGAAAUACAUUGGCUAUCAGAUCGGCUUCUUUGUGUUCGCGUGGAUCAUCUAUGCCUUGCUGUUUAUUCUGGCUGGUAUUGCAGUUAUUAUAGUGUUCAUAUUUCUGACGGACCUGACAGAACCGACUGUAGUCGUCUUACUCUACCUCCUUCUUCCCCUGUUGUGGACCAAGGUGUUCCUUGUUCUCCAAAGUCUCAUCUGUUACUGCGUCUUCUUUGCUGAUAAGAAGGGCAAGUUUAUUGCCAUCAAAAACAGAGGACUGUUCAACUGGUUCUCGUAUCUGCUCUUUUUCUACAACGGGUUUGCUGGUUUUAUGGGAGCAGUAAUUCGGACCCUAAUGGCCAGCCUCUUUGGCCUCGUACUCCUGUUCCGGCUGGACACUGUGGUUCUAAUGAGGGGCUUUGAGACAUUCGAUUAUGGUCAUAACAGUUUCCUUGGUUUCCUGUACCUGGACUACGUGUACAACAACGCCAUUAUCCACGUGUUCUUCAAUAUCCUGCUCAACCCAGCUGCCUACAAGCAACCCAACCACAGGAACUCCUCCCUCGUCAAGCAGUACGGGAUCAAGGCUGGUGACGAUACAGCUGUCAUCACUGGGAACCAGACUCUGAAAAGUCGUAGGAUUCAUAACCGAUGGCUACUGGCCUACUCACUCCUAAACAACCCAUCUCUACAAGAGCUGCGGUGGCAUGCAAUACAGGACAAGAAAAGAGGGUCACCCACUUCACUGCUAGUACGGACUUCUUCUCCCAUUGAGAAUGAGCUGGAACCGAGUGAGAGUGUUGCGGUGGACGUGAGGUUGUCUGGUGAGCAUGGUUCCAUUCAGUUGAGGGACGGUGCUGCAGAACAAGCGUCCAAUGAGAUUGAGUUGGCAGAGAUUAGUGUCGAUAUUAAAAGUGCCGCCGUGUGACAAACAUCAUUAACAUUAAUUAUAUCUGUGUAGCUUGUGAUUGACUUUGAACCCUAUACAAACAUACUGAACUCUUACUCAUUAGCAUCAUUAUUUUUAUACGUUGUACGUCUUUGUGAAACUGUAUUAAUGAUAUUCAUGGUUUUGGUUUAAUGA